AUGCGAUCACCUCGUCCUUCCUCUUGUUCCGAGUCCUCUUCUUCUUCUUCUUCAUCUUCUACUUAUUCACUUGCUCCAACAAGUUUGAACAGCAGACUCUUGACGAUAUUCAAGAAAGCCCAAGAGCUUACUACUCUCUCUGAUAUCGAAGCCUGCGUCAUUCAUUACGGACCUGACGGAGAACUGAGGACAUGGCCUGAGAACAGAGACAUAGUUAGAGACUUGGCUCUCCGCUACAUCCAGUUGGACGAAGCCAAGAGGCGCAAGAAAAACGUCAAUCUUUACGAGUUCCUCAACAAGAAUAAGGAUAAGAAGAAGAUGGCCAACAAUUUCAAGAAGAAGGCGAAGAAGAAUGUUGAAGAAUUAAAGUAUCCAAUCUCUGAUCACUACUCUCCCGACGAAAUCAACCAACUGAUUCACUCCUUGGAACUAAGUUACUCUACGUUGCAAGAACGGCGCCGUUUCCUUGCGGCAAAGAAACAUAACGAAUCUUUGAACCCUAGCCAGUUCACACCGUACCACAAGAGUCUAGGUUGA
Messenger RNA from Brassica oleracea var. oleracea, 537 nucleotides. Its product is annotated as agamous-like MADS-box protein AGL93. Lineage: Eukaryota; Viridiplantae; Streptophyta; Magnoliopsida; Brassicales; Brassicaceae. Gene Ontology annotation, molecular function: DNA binding; protein dimerization activity. The record is from RefSeq and is a predicted model, not a curated record. The transcript has a single exon. The coding region runs from base 1 to 537 and encodes 178 amino acids.